Molecule: messenger RNA, 590 nt
Organism: Pseudocercospora fijiensis CIRAD86
Lineage: Eukaryota; Fungi; Ascomycota; Dothideomycetes; Mycosphaerellales; Mycosphaerellaceae
Exons: 1
Coding region: 36-440 (134 amino acids)
Source: RefSeq, a predicted model, not a curated record
GUCUGGCAGCUAUUGCAGCAGAACGUCAACGUGACAUGGCGCAGCGCGACGAGCAAGCAAGGCUUAGGCAUGCGGAACAGCGAGAGUUGGAUCUGCGGAGGCAAGAGCAGGUCUACGGUCGUGACUCCCGCGGUGCAAUGCAUGCGUCCUUUGGCACACCUUUCGCAAGCAGACAGCCAUUUGGCGCACCGAGCAUGCGCGAACCAGGUUUUAGGGAAGCAGGCCUUCGAGAGCAAGCGUCACGCGAAGUUGCAGAGCGAAUGCAAGAGGAGGAACGGCGGAUGCAGUUCAGAACAGAGCCAGCGGCCUUUCUGCGAGAGAGGGAGCGUCCAUCUUAUCCAGCGACGAGACCUGAUGAGCAGCAGCCACUUUUCCGACGAUCAACACCUUCGAAUGCAUACGGGCCUUAUGGACAACCUCCACCUGGGAGUCGGAGGUAGCAAGGAUUUUGUAUGACUAUUGUGUCUUUGGAUACCCCAUUUGCGUUGGGAUGAAGCAUGGGCCCAGGGUGGUAGCGCGUCUAUACAUUUGAAUUCUUUAUGUGUCGAGAGAUAACCCUCGAUUAGGAACGAAAGAGAGAUCGAUGUAUG